Molecule: messenger RNA, 749 nt
Organism: Uranotaenia lowii
Lineage: Eukaryota; Metazoa; Arthropoda; Insecta; Diptera; Culicidae
Exons: 3
Coding region: 109-474 (121 amino acids)
Source: RefSeq, a predicted model, not a curated record
UAUUUUUCGUUUAAAGCAAAGUUCCAAGUUUUAAAAUCAAAAUAUUAAAUUUGAAUUCAAAGAAUUUAUUUUUUGACGCAGAAUCAAUGUAAAAAUUCAUUGAUUUAGAUGGUUUUUUUUUUGAAUCAAAGUAUUUUUUCGUCAAAUAGUCGACAUAGCUUCUGUUUGGCGGAAAAGUUUUUCCAACAACCAGUCAGACCUAUUUAUUUCAGCGGAAUCUUCCUGCCGGGCAACCCCAGACAGCACGGUGAGAUCCGGCGUAGGAAAGUUUCGACAGCUAUGAAAGGGCAAACGAUAGUGGGCUCCAAGGGCAAUCUUUCAUCCAACCAAUUUGAAGAGGUAACUGUACUGACUAUUCCAGUCCUCCGGCUAAGCGGUUGCAAUCGGUUCCGAUCCGGUCUAAGGAGACACGACGGCUGGCGCCUGAACCCUUUGGUCGAAAGCAACUGUCCACCAACAAAUAUCGUUCAAUGAACCGGUUUAAAAAUUCAAACAAGGGAAGAUCGAUUAUGUGAAGUGGAGAAAGGUAGAACAUCUACUUAUAGAGAAAAAAAACUUACAGAGAAAUAAAAUAUUUUAAAGCAUAAUUUGAUUUCUUUUUAUUUCCAAUAGGACGAAAAUUAAUAAGUAGUACUAGAAUUUUUGGGAACAAAAAAUAGAAUUGAAGAACGAUUUUUUUAAAAUUGAAAUCCAAAUGCCGUUGAAUUAAAGGAAAAUUACAUUAAUUCAAAUGAAAAGGUUUUUGAAUC